Messenger RNA from Cyprinus carpio (common carp), 3821 nucleotides. Its product is annotated as pro-neuregulin-3, membrane-bound isoform-like. The transcript has 8 exons. The coding region runs from base 1 to 1224 and encodes 407 amino acids. Lineage: Eukaryota; Metazoa; Chordata; Actinopteri; Cypriniformes; Cyprinidae. The record is from RefSeq and is a predicted model, not a curated record.
AUGUCGGAGGGCGGCAGCGCGGUCAUCUUCCCGCAGUGUAAAGAGGGUUUCCAGGGCAUUCGUUGUGACCAGUUCCUGCCCAAGACUGAUUCCAUCCUGUCUGAUCCAAUGGAUCACUUGGGCAUUGAGUUCAUGGAGAGCAAGGAGGUGUACAAAAGACAAGUGAUGUCUAUCACAUGUAUUGCCAUGGGGAUCAGUUUUCUAGGCACCCUCUGCAUGGCUCUCUACUGUCGGAACAAAAGAAGAAGGGAAAAGCUCCAGGCACACUUGAAAGAGAGCCGUAGCCAGAAAAACUACAACCUCACCUCAUGCAGCCUGGCCCCUAAACCCAGCCUUAGGCCUCAGCAAAUCCUGCAGCUCCAGAAAUAUUAUAAACCCACAAGGUCCUCGCCACCACAUGGUCGAGAGUCUAGUUUCAUUCCGAGCACUGCUGCCGCUACCAGUCCACAGGGCACAUUGACAGGAAAACACCCCAGGAGCGGUUCCCUCUCUCAUAGUCCAGAUCAGAGGAGUCGUUCUGCUUUUCGGCCUGCAUCUCGCAGAACACCACCCAUGACCAGAGGAUGUCUCAAUGCCAUUGGUGGAUCAAGAGAUUCUGGUCCUGCCUACCAACAUCUCCAGGAAUUAGACAGUUCAGAAAGGGAGUCAGUGAGAAGGAACAUUUCCGGCCCUGGCAAUGACCUACAUCAAGAUUCCUUUUACAAUAUGCAACCCUCACAAUCCUCAAAAUCGUGGAGCAGCCAUUUAGACCACAGGUGUGCUAGGAGCCUCAGGUCAGGCGGCCCUAGCCAAAGUUCUCCUGCUCCCUACCAUCCCUGCUCUAUCCCAAUCAUUCCCUCUGUCCACUCCUACCAGGAUGAGGUCUCGUGUAUGCAAACCACCCCUACUGAUGGAAGCAGCCGUUCUAGUCCUCUGGAAAGCACAGCUGAUGCUUCGGCUGUCAGUCAACUGUCAAAUGUAAUGGUCUCCAACCGAAUGGCUGGUAGACGGGAGGAAGUGGCCUCACUACUCGACGAGGCUCAGGAACAACUCAGAGCACUAGCACAUGCCCAGAGGAAACAGGAGGACAUCAGUAGCUCUUUCCCUCAGGGGGCCAAAGAGACUGUGUGCAUCCUUUUAGCAAACGGGAGUGGACAAGGGGGAGUGGCCUCUUUUGGGCCCACAGAGACUCAGUUAGUGAGCCCCAGAGACAUGCACAAAGAUGCCACAAAGCCUGGCAAAUGAGAAGGAGCAGGACUAACAACAAAUGUCCAGUGUGUCUUGGGGUGUCAGAAUACUCUGCCAAAAUUGGGAUACCACUGAAAGCUACCAUUGAAUUUCUGAGGACCUGCUGUGAGUAGGAGCGUGGGAGAGUGACAGUCUGAAACAUGUGAAAAGAGAAUUUAUUUAUAUGCAUUUAUUUAAGGAGAAACUUCUACUUAGAAAAAGAAACCAAAUAGUCUGUCAUCUCCAUGGUGUUUUUAACUGUAUAAAAUAUACAUAAAUAUAUAUAAACGGAUAUAAAUAUAUGAAUUCAAACUGGUGACCAAGUACAAAAAAAAGGAAUAUGGGAAUAAGAAACUUUCUUUUGUAACGUAUCAGCUCCACAUUCUUAAAGACUCAAUGCUCGGUGGUUUAAAAAAAAAAAAAAGUACUAAAAAAAAGGAGUUUUUCCACUUGUUUUACUCAUUUCCAGUCAAGCUAUCUUCAAUCUUGUGUUUUGCACCUGCAGCAGCUGUGUUUACUAUCACAGUCCCAGUCACUGUCCUCUACCCUGCCAAGGAAAAUGGCUCCAUCUGCCUUUGAAAACAGUGGAACGUGGAUUACAAUUGGACUAAACUUCUAAACGCUAAUCUUAUCCAGGCAUGAGGUAACUGAUAGUUGAGCACUGCCUCCAAGACAUCGAUUGGAAGAAUUUGAUUUGUCCGUCCGUUUGUGGAGCAAUCUGCAUUUUGUUUUUCUGUGCCUCUGUGCGUUCACUCCUUCAUUUGGGUUCGGAUAUGAGGAAAGAUAAGCUAAUGGAACAGAGCACAUCAUACUGCACACCACCUGAGAUGCACAAACAGGCCGUCGACGCCUCUCUGGAUGGACCAAGGAGAUUCCUGCACGGGAUAACAGAGCAGGCUUGGCCAACACAAGGAGCUUCUGUGUGUGUGUUUUUUUUUUUUUUUCUUUUCUGUUCUUUUUGUUCUUAUGGAAUUAUCUGCUGCUUUCUGGGAGCAGCAGUCACUAUGAGUCUGUAUGCUACCUUUGAAUUGGGACAUAAUAUUUCUGUGAAUUAACAAACAAAUGUGGUAAGAAAGAGAAAUUAACCAUGAAUCUUUGGUGAAGAUGUUUCUUUGUUUCUGAUGGGGUUUUUUUUGUUUGUUUGUUUGUUUGUUUGUUUUUUAUUUUGUUUUUUCUGAUCCCCAAUUCACACAAUUGUGCAUGUUGAUGGUAUUGGUUUGCAGAACCAAGCCAUGUUGAUGGUAUUGAUUUGCAGAACCAAGCCAUGAUAGUUAUAAUGUUUUAUAGAAAAGCCCCACAAAGAAGAAACUGCAUAUAAUUGACCUGCGUCUGCUGAUUUCAACCAAAGUCCUGGUAUAACAACACAAGUGGUUUGAUGAGUUUUAUAAUUCAGUCCUAAGAGGCCCAUUUCUGAGAAAUGCUCAGUGACUGCAUUAUACUGAAUUGACUUUUUUUACGUGUUGUUGUUUCUACUCAAGCAUUUUUAAGACCUCCACCUGUAGUUUGGUUUUAAGACCUUCUUUAAAGCGCGUUGCAUUUGUCCUCCAUCAGAGUUUGUGUCUACCUUGCCAUCCAUAACUCAAGGCUGAGAUGAAAUGAAAUAUCUCCUGGUAAAGAAAGCAAGGUAAUGGUUAGCCUGUGGCAGAGAGGAGCUGUGAAGGCAGACAGAUAAAACUCUCACUUGAUCUUAUAACACCUUCCCCUGGCAAAAGCACUGACCUCAUCAGUGAAUUGCAGUGUCUAUCAAGAUAAACAAGCAUCCGAAGUAAUGUGACAGUAUUGCUGUAAGGGAAUUGUUUAUCAAACAAUUUAAAUUUUAAUAAUAGAAAUAGUACAUUGCAACUAUUAGUUGUCAGGGGUGAUUCUAGGAUUUGAGUUGGGGGUUUUCAGUUUGAAAUGAGCUGUUGGUAUACUGUCAUUUUUAUUUUUUAAAACAAUUAAAAUGGUAUGUUUGUUAAUAUGAGCAUUCAUUAUUUUUUUAUUAUUAUUAUUAUUCUAUGUUUGCUCACAUUAUGCAUCUCAUUUUAUUGGCAUGCAGUAGAGAAGCAGAAACAACACACAUGCAACAAAGAUGAUACCAUGCACAUUGCCACAGUGUUCUAAAAAAUGGUAGACUAAUUCAUAUCCAGGUCAUAUCAGCAGAUAUAUAAACUUUCCAUCUGUUAUAGCUAUUAAUGUUUAUUUUCAUUUGAAAUUGUGUCAGAAGGUUUCAGUUGAGCUGGACCAUAUUUUGUACACUAGUGCUUAAGUAUAUUCAAUUAUGUUUUUGCACAGUAAUUACAAUGUAUGGCAUUUUAUGCUGUCAUUAUUCCAGAAUGUAAGGUAUGUGACUUGAUGAAUUUAUUACAGAAGACAGUUUAUUACAAGACGUUUUGACAGAAAGUGCAAGCUGCAACUGUGCAAGAAGGUGUAACACGAGCACAACAAAACUUUAUGGUUCUGUAUAACAGCCCCUUGAUGUACUUUAAUGUGCAUUUUCAAAAUUGAGAAAUGAAAUUUCUGUUUAUUCUUGUAUGUGAGAAACUGCAUUAUUGAACUCCCAAUUGAAAUAGUAUUUUCUUUUUCUUUAGUUCAUUUUUUUAUUUUUUCAAUAAAGAUGAAUCUUCAGUGUUAAA